Ostrinia nubilalis (European corn borer) is the source of this 1429-nucleotide messenger RNA. RefSeq lists its product as uncharacterized. Lineage: Eukaryota; Metazoa; Arthropoda; Insecta; Lepidoptera; Crambidae. Gene Ontology annotation, cellular component: nucleus. The transcript has 4 exons. Gene Ontology annotation, molecular function: mRNA binding. The coding region runs from base 157 to 1035 and encodes 292 amino acids. The record is from RefSeq and is a predicted model, not a curated record.
CUUCUUCCUUGUCGACCGCCGCCGCGCGCAACCCCGCCAUUUUGUAUUGAGAUAGCGGAAUCAGCGGAUUUGCGAGGUUACAAGUUUGGCGUCUUCAGUGCAGUGUUGUGAUUUUGCAGUGAAAUCUAGUGGGAGCUUGCAUAUUUUGGAUUCACAAUGGUGCCGCAAACGAAGGUGUUCGUCGGCAGCCUGCCCCAGGGCUCCAAGCCGGAGGACCUGCGGAAGCUCUUCGAGCGUUUCGGCGUCGUCACCGAGUGCGACAUCAUGAACAGAUGCGGGUUCGUCCACAUGCAGACCGAGGAGCAGGCGUCGGCGGCGAUCCGCUCGCUGAACAACAGCACGUUCAACGGCGGCGUGAUCACCGUGGAGCGCGGCCGCAUCAAGGAGCGCGGGCAGCGCGGCGGCGGCCGGGGCGGCGGCGCCCGCGGGGGCAUGCGCGGCGGCGGCGACCGGCGCGGCGGCGGCCCGAUGCGGGGCCCGGGCGGAGGCCGCGACGCGCCGUACUCGCGGCCGCCGAUGCGCGCCGGGCCGCCGCCGCACGGGCCGCCGAUGCGCAACGGCAUGGGCGGCGGCUACGACCGCGGCGCGGACCGCGCGAGCGGCUACGACGACCGGUACAACGGGUACGGCUACGGCGGCGAGGACCGGCGCGGCUUCGCGCUGAUGGAGGGCCGGGCGAGGGACCCGUACGCGGCGGCGGCGCCGAUGUACGACGACCGGCGCGGGUACGCGGCGCCGGCGGAGGAGCUGGCGCCGCUGUACGACGACCGGCGCGCGCCCAUGUACGACGAGCGCGAGCUGAUGGACCGCCGCGCGCCCAUGCGGGGCCCCAUGCCCAUGGCGGCGGGCUACGAGCGCGCCGCGCCGCCGCGCCCCAUGGGCAACGGGGACAUGUUCAGCAGACGAUCACCCAUGAGAGGAGGCCCCUCCGGCCCCGCGGGCUACGAGCGGGAUCCGUAUGCGCAGCAGUACCCCCCGAUGGGACGCGGCGGCGGCGGCGCGGCGCGCGGUCGGGACCUGGGACGGCGCUACUAGCGGCUCUCCAUAGACUUAAGCCGUAGACUAAACGUGACACGAACGAACGACACCCGUAGUUGUCUUCCGGGCGAAUGCGUGCGCUUACGUUGCGGUGCGGUGCGACCGAUCGCGUACUUGUAAAGUAACUGAGAUUAUACGGUAAGGUCGCCUAGAUUAAGUAUCCAUGCAGAUAAUAAAUUAUGUGAAUCACUUUAAAUUUUAAUAAACGAACAUAAUUCUGACGGACAGUUUGAUUUCUCCUGCCGAUGAUAUGAUUUGACAAUAAUAUUUUUGAAAACUCUUUUGGACAAGAUUUGUAUUGAUUAUUAUUAUUAUAAUCUAAGAAAUAAGGUGUUUAUGUUUAAGUUGUACGAUAUUUUACUUUGUAGAUUAAAUUCAUUUUUAAGUAGAA